CGGGGCGGAAGUGCGGGGCGGGCGCCUGGCGGCCGGGGCGGAAGUACCGGCGCACAGCGGAAGCGGCGACCCGAGCAGCCGAGCUCAGAAUUAAGAUGCUCUGGUUUCAAGGAAAUAGCAUGCAACUUGCCAAACACUCCUUUCAACUGCUCUUGAGAAAUCUAUCUGCCUCCAAGACUGCUCUGCCUGUGCUAACCUUAUUCACAAAGGAUCCGUGCCCCCUUUGUGAUGAAGCCAAGGAAGUACUGGAGCCUUAUAAAAACAGGUUUAUUUUACAGGAGGUGGACAUCACACUUCCAGAAAACUCUGCUUGGUAUGACAGAUAUAAAUUUGACAUCCCCGUCUUUCAUUUGAAUGGCCAGUUUCUGAUGAUGCAUCGAGUAGACGUCUCAAAACUUGAAAAACAGCUCCAGAAACUUGAGCAGCAAGGUGCGGGAGGCUGAUGAACGCCCUCAGGAUUUUCCACCCUCUCUGUCCAGAACUCAUUUUCCUGAGGAAAUGACUGUGGCCUCAUGCUCCUUUUGCCACUUUCACACAGCUCUAAGGAUGUUCUGAACUCAGUGGUGCCAAAUAAAUGGUAAUAUUCCUCUUGUGAUUAAUGGAAGUACCAAUGUGGGAACUGUUUACCUGUUGGCAUUUUAUAAAAUAAGAGGAGUGUAUUGGCAGGGAGGGGAUGAUGGAAGGCGGGAGAAAUCUACUUGUUUUAUUUAUUUUUCUCCUUUGUAUUAGUAUGGAAGCAUUUCACAUUCACGGGACAGAGCCGUUUAUAGGAAAAAUGCUCUGUGACCCUGUUGCUGCCCUAAGGGCUUAACUUUUUUUUUUUUUUUUUUUUGCUGUAUGCGGGCGUCUCAUUGUUGUGGCCUCUCCCGUUGAGGAGCACAGGCUCCGGACGCGCAGGCUCAGCGGCCAUGGCUCACGAGCCCAGCCGCUCCGCGGCACGUGGGAUCCUCUCGGACCAGGGCACGAACCCGUGUCCCCUGCAUGGGCAGGCGGACUUUCAACCACUGCGCCACCAGGGAAGCCCAGGGCUUAACUUUUUAAUGAAAGAAUAAAUGUUCUUCCACUUGGUAGAUAAAAUGAAAUGUGAAUUGUUAAUAACUGUGCACAGUCAAUAAAAGGAUGUUUUAACAAAUACAUCUGCAUGAAGUCUAUCUCAGAG
Messenger RNA from Globicephala melas (long-finned pilot whale), 1159 nucleotides. RefSeq names its product chromosome 3 C5orf63 homolog (gene C3H5orf63). NCBI's taxonomy places the organism in Eukaryota, Metazoa, Chordata, Mammalia, Artiodactyla, Delphinidae. The record is from RefSeq and is a predicted model, not a curated record.